Talpa occidentalis (Iberian mole) is the source of this 5942-nucleotide messenger RNA. RefSeq names its product MAP kinase activating death domain (gene MADD). Gene Ontology annotation, cellular component: cytosol. Gene Ontology annotation, biological process: regulation of Rab protein signal transduction; regulation of apoptotic process. Bases 119 to 4990 code for a protein of 1623 amino acids. NCBI's taxonomy places the organism in Eukaryota, Metazoa, Chordata, Mammalia, Eulipotyphla, Talpidae. The record is from RefSeq and is a predicted model, not a curated record. The transcript is spliced from 35 exons. Gene Ontology annotation, molecular function: guanyl-nucleotide exchange factor activity.
GCCCGGCCGGGCCUGGCGGGGCCCCCGAGGCGCGGAGAUAUCAGGAUUCCUCCUGGGAACACUGACACCUUGCUGGGGGUCUUGAAGUUUCUCUGAGAUGAACUGAUGAAUUGGAAUCAUGGUGCAGAAGAAGAAGUUCUGUCCUCGGUUACUUGACUAUCUAGUGAUCGUAGGGGCCAGACACCCAAGCAGUGAUAGUGUGGCCCAGACUCCCGAGCUCCUGCGGCGGUACCCCCUGGAGGAUCACGCUGAGUUUCCGCUGCCCCCCGACGUAGUGUUCUUCUGCCAGCCUGAGGGCUGCCUGAGCGUGCGGCAGCGGCGCACGACCCUGCGGGACGACACCUCUUUCGUCUUCACCCUCACUGACAAGGACACCGGAGUCACGCGUUAUGGCAUCUGUGUUAACUUCUACCGCUCCUUCCAGAAACGAAUGCCGAAGGAGAAAGGGGAGGGGGGGGCCGGGUCUCGGGGGAAGGAAGCACCACGUGCCACCACCUGUGCCUCCGAAGAGAGCUCGGAGAGCGGCUCAUCCCUGCAGCCUCCCAGUACCGAUUCCACCCCUGACGUGAGCCAGUCUCCUCGGGGCAAGCGCCGGGCCAAGGUGGGGAGCCGUUCCCGCAACAGUACGCUGACAUCCCUGUGCGUGCUCAGCCACUACCCCUUCUUCUCCACCUUCCGAGAGUGUCUGUACACCCUCAAACGCCUGGUGGACUGCUGUAGCGAGCGACUCCUGGGCAAGAAGCUGAGCAUCCCUCGAGGCAUUCAGAGGGACACCAUGUGGCGCAUCUUUACCGGGUCGUUGCUGGUGGAGGAGAAGUCCAGCGCCCUCCUGCAUGACCUUCGCGAGAUCGAGGCCUGGAUCUACCGGCUGCUGCGCUCCCCGGUGCCCGUCUCUGGGCAGAAGCGAGUAGACAUUGAGGUCCUCCCCCAGGAACUCCAGCAAGCGCUGACCUUUGCUCUUCCAGACCCCUCUCGAUUCACCCUAGUGGACUUCCCCCUGCACCUUCCCUUGGAACUUCUGGGUGUGGAUGCCUGCCUUCAGGUGCUCACCUGCAUCCUGCUAGAGCACAAGGUGGUGCUGCAGUCCCGAGACUACAACGCACUCUCCAUGUCUGUGAUGGCCUUUGUGGCCAUGAUCUACCCCCUGGAGUACAUGUUUCCUGUUAUCCCACUGCUGCCCACCUGCAUGGCAUCAGCAGAACAGCUGCUGUUGGCUCCAACCCCAUAUAUCAUCGGGGUCCCUGCCAGCUUCUUCCUCUACAAACUGGACUUCAAAAUGCCUGAUGAUGUGUGGCUAGUGGAUCUGGACAGCAACAGGGUGAUUGCCCCCACCAAUGCGGAAGUGCUCCCUAUCCUGCCGGAACCAGAAUCCUUAGAGUUGAAAAAGCAUUUAAAGCAGGCCCUUGCCAGCAUGAGUCUGAACACCCAGCCCAUCCUCAACCUGGAGAAAUUCCAUGAGGGCCAGGAGAUCCCCCUUCUCUUGGGGAGGCCUUCCAGUGACCUUCAGUCCACACCUUCCACCGAAUUCAACCCGCUCAUCUAUGGCAAUGAUGUGGACUCUGUGGAUGUUGCAACCAGAGUGGCCAUGGUCCGUUUCUUCAACUCCCCCAACGUGCUGCAGGGCUUUCAGAUGCACACACGUACCCUGCGUCUCUUCCCGCGGCCGGUGGUAGCUUUUCAAGCUGGCUCCUUUCUAGCCUCACGUCCCCGGCAGACUCCUUUCGCUGAGAAGCUGGCCAGGACGCAGGCUGUGGAGUAUUUUGGAGAGUGGAUCCUUAACCCCACUAACUACGCCUUUCAGCGAAUUCACAACAACAUGUUCGAUCCGGCCUUGAUUGGCGAUAAACCCAAGUGGUAUGCGCAUCAGCUGCAGCCCAUCCACUACCGCGUCUAUGACGGCAACUCCCAGCUGGCCGAGGCGCUGAGCGUGCCGCCCGAGCGCGACUCGGACUCGGACCCGACCGACGACAGUGGCAGUGAUAGUAUGGAUUAUGAUGACUCAAGCUCUUCCUAUUCUUCCCUUGGUGACUUUGUCAGUGAAAUGAUGAAGUGCGACAUCAAUGGUGAUACUCCUAAUGUGGAUCCCCUGACACAUGCGGCACUGGGGGAUGCGAGUGAGGUGGAGAUUGACGAGCUGCAGAACCAGAAGGAAGCAGAGGAGCCGGGCCCGGACAGCGAGAACUCUCAGGAAAACCGCCCGCUGUGCUCUAGCUCCAGCACCACCGCCAGCAGCAGCUCCAGCACCAUCAUCCGUGGGGCCAGCUCCGAACCUUCUGACUCAGCAGAGAUGGAUGAUAAAGCAGCAGCAGGCGGCUCCAAGCCCCUUCCCCCCGCACCUCCCAGCACCGGCAAAUCAAGUGUGGACAGGCGUCCCGGAGAGGGGUCAGUGCGCCGGCGACCCUAUGACAGUCCCAACUUCGAGCCCCAGUAUGGCUCUCCCCCUGAGGAAGAUGAUGAUGAGCAGGGGGAGAGUUACACUCCCCAAUUCAGCCAACAUGUCAAUGGCAAUCGGGCUCAGAAGCUGCUGCGGCCCAACAGCUUGAAACUGGCCAGCGACUCAGAUGCAGAGUCAGACUCCCGAGCGAGCUCUCCCACCUCCACCGUCUCCAACAACAGCACCGAGGGCUUCGGGGGCAUCGUGUCUUUUGCCAGCAGCCUAUAUCGGAACCACGGUACCAGCUUCAGUCUUUCAAACCUCACACUGCCCACCAAAGGCGCCCGCGAGAAGACCACGCCCUUCCCCAGUCUGAAAGUAUUUGGGCUAAAUACUCUAAUGGAGAUUGUUACUGAAGCCGGCCCCGGGAGUGGUGAAGGAAACAGGAGGGCCCUGGUGGACCAGAAGUCUUCUGUCAUCAAACACAGUCCAACGGUGAAGAGAGAGCCUCCGUCACCCCAGGGCCGGUCCAGCAAUUCCAGUGAGAACCAGCAGUUCCUGAAGGACGUGGUACACAGUGUGCUGGACGGCCAGGGAGUUGGCUGGCUCAACAUGAAAAAGGUGCGGCGGCUGCUGGAGAGCGAGCAGCUGCGGGUGUUUGUCCUGAGCAAGCUGAGCCGCACGGUGCAGUCUGAGGAUGACGCACGGCAGGAUGUCAUCCCCGAUGUGGAGAUCAGCCGAAAGGUGUACAAAGGAAUGUUGGACCUGCUCAAGUGCACCGUCCUCAGCCUGGAGCAGUCCUAUGCCCGCGCGGGCCUGGGGGGCAUGGCCAGCAUCUUCGGGCUGCUGGAGAUCGCACAGACCCACUACUAUAGUAAAGAACCAGACAAGCGGAGGAGAAGUCCAACAGAGAGCGUAAAUACCCCCGUGGGCAAGGAGCCUGGCCUGGCUGGGCGGGGGGACCCGAAGGCCAUGGCACAGCUGAGGGUUCCCCAGCUGGGACCUCGGGCACCAAGCGCUGCAGGAAGGGGCCUUAAGGAACUGGACACCAGAAGUUUAAAGGAAGAGAAUUUUGUUGCUUCUAUUGGGCCUGAGGUAAUCAAACCUGCCUUUGACCUUGGUGAGACGGAGGAGAAAAAGUCCCAGAUCAGCGCAGACAGCGGUGUGAGCUUGACAUCUGCUUCCCAGAGGACCGAUCUCGACUCUGUCAUCGGCGUGAGUCCAGCUGUCAUGAUCCGAAGCUCAAGUCAGGAUUCUGAAGUUAGCACCGUGGUGAGUAAUAGUUCCGGGGAGACCCUUGGAGCAGACAGUGACCUGAGCAGCAACGCAGGUGAUGGGCCAGGCGGCGAGGGCGGUACCCACUUGGCAAGCUCUCGGGGCACUUUGUCCGACAGUGAAAUUGAGACUAACUCUGCUACCAGUGCCAUCUUUGGUAAAGCCCAUAGCUUGAAGCCAAGCGUCAAGGAGAAGCUGGUGAGCAGCCCAGUUCGCUCUUCCGAAGAUGUAAGCCAGCGAGUCUAUCUCUAUGAGGGACUCCUAGGAAGGGACAAAGGAUCGAUGUGGGACCAGUUAGAGGAUGCUGCUAUGGAGACCUUUUCUAUAAGCAAAGAGCGUUCUACUUUAUGGGACCAAAUGCAGUUCUGGGAGGAUGCGUUCUUAGAUGCUGUGAUGUUGGAGAGAGAGGGCAUGGGCAUGGACCAGGGGCCCCAGGAAAUGAUUGACAGAUACCUGUCCUUGGGGGAACAUGACCGGAAGCGCCUGGAGGAUGAUGAAGAUCGCUUGCUGGCCACGCUUUUGCACAACCUCAUCUCCUACAUGCUGCUGAUGAAGGUAAACAAGAACGACAUCCGGAAGAAGGUGAGGCGCCUGAUGGGGAAGUCGCACAUCGGGCUCAUGUACAGCCAGCAAAUCAAUGAAGUGCUCGAUCAGCUGGCGGACCUGAAUGGGCGAGACCUCUCUAUCCGUUCCAGUGGCAGCCGGCACAUGAAGAAGCAGACUUUUGUGGUGCAUGCCGGGACAGACACAAACGGCGACAUCUUUUUCAUGGAGGUGUGCGACGACUGCGUGGUGCUGCGCAGCAACAUCGGGACAGUGUACGAGCGCUGGUGGUACGAGAAGCUCAUCAACAUGACCUACUGUCCCAAGACCAAGGUGCUGUGCUUGUGGCGUCGCAAUGGCUCCGAGACACAACUCAACAAGUUCUACACUAAGAAGUGUCGGGAGCUGUACUACUGCGUGAAGGACAGCAUGGAGCGCGCCGCCGCCCGCCAGCAGAGCAUCAAGCCGGGACCUGAGCUGGGUGGCGAGUUCCCCGUGCAGGACAUGAAGACCGGCGAGGGGGGCUUGCUGCAGGUCACCCUGGAAGGGAUCAAUCUCAAGUUCAUGCACAACCAGGUUUUCAUAGAGCUGAAUCACAUUAAAAAGUGCAAUACAGUUCGAGGCGUCUUUGUCCUGGAGGAAUUUGUUCCUGAAAUUAAAGAAGUGGUGAGCCACAAGUACAAGACACCAAUGGCCCAUGAGAUCUGCUACUCUGUGUUGUGUCUCUUCUCGUAUGUGGCUGCAGUUCGUAGCAGUGAGGAAGACCUCAGGACCCCACCCCGGCCCGUCUCUAGCUGAUGGAGAGGCGUUGCGGCCCCCCGGCCCAGGGGAUGCUGCUGCCUCCUGCCUUCCCAUGCACACGACCCUGCUGUGACUGAGUGGAUGUGUGUGCGUAUGUUCUCUGCAGGCCCCUCGUGGCUUGGUUGGUCCCUAGUUCCAUGUCUCAGUGUGUCUUGGAGUAUGUGUCACACAGCUGAGUUAGUCUCCGGCCCCUUCUCCUCCUCCAUUCCAGAAGACCAGCGUACUGACCCCUCGGGGUCUGUGUGUGUCUUGUUUGUUGGGCCAUUGGCUUCUAAGAACAGAGUCCAGGCCAGUGCGAGCCCAGUAUUGCGUGUCCUUGAGACAUUUGUGUUGUGAUGCCUUGUCCCUGGUGUUCGGACCCUCCAGUGCAGGCCUCUGGCCCCUGUCCUCUGUGCUGGCACAACUGUGUGCCUCGAGCAGCCUUGGUGGAGAUGAGGGAAGUUUGAGGCCUGUCCUCUCAGAGAUGGGCAGGGAAAGGACAAAGGUUGGGAGAGCCGAGGGGCAGCAGAGCGUGUGGCUGCCGCCUGCUUCCUAGCGCCUCUCCCCAGCUGGCAGCACUGCCAGGGCCGCACGCCUGCCGCUGCCUGCUGUGGCCUCCACCACGGCCAAGCAGCAGCGCUGCAGGGCCGCUUUUUGCUGAGCAGCGAUUGCCCUAUGGUCUCUCUUGCCUUCAGUGUGAGAAAACAGAGUGGUUGGGACUGGGCAUGUCCCAGGGACCCUGGCCGCCCCACCCGGGAGCCGGGCCGGGCUAGGAAAAGGCCGAGCUCGGUGUACAUAUCUGAGUCUGCAGGCAGCGUCUCGGCACUGAGUGCCCGAAAGGAGAGGGGCUGGGACUGGGGAAGACACCCCUGUAAAUACUUCCGCUCCAUGUUAUUUAUAGAACUUGUACAGAACUGUGACUGUGAAUAAAUGUCUUUACUCCCUUUGGGCUCCUGGCUGCCUUGCCUUG